This is a messenger RNA of Misgurnus anguillicaudatus (oriental weatherfish), 4181 nucleotides long. It is a transcript of the gene micall2b, whose product is annotated as mical-like 2b. Gene Ontology annotation, molecular function: protein binding. Lineage: Eukaryota; Metazoa; Chordata; Actinopteri; Cypriniformes; Cobitidae. The record is from RefSeq and is a predicted model, not a curated record.
UUUCAGAGGUUUCUUAACUUUUAUGACGGUCGAUGAGAUCACUUGGAGAGCUCAUAUUCAGCGUUGAGUUCACACUGAGAGUUUGAUUCGCAUCGGAACGAGUUAACAUUCACGGGGACGCGGUUUGAAACGCAUUGGUACCGAUGGCUGCUGUGAAAGCUCUUCAGCAGUGGUGUAAAAUCCAGUGCGAUGGAUAUCGUGAUGUUUCGAUCACUAACAUGACCACGUCUUUUCGGGACGGCUUGGCUUUUUGCGCUCUCAUUCACAAGCACAGACCGGACUUGAUAGACUUUGACUCCUUGAGCAAAGAAAACAUUUACGACAACAAUCAUCUGGCUUUUCAGGUGGCGGAGAAAGAAUUGGGAAUACCUGCUCUGCUGGACGCCGAAGACAUGGUUGCUCUUAGAGUACCAGAUCGUCUCAGUAUUCUCACAUAUGUUUCGCAAUACUACAAUUAUUUCCACGGACGCUCUCCUAUUGGAGGUCUGGGAGGGAUUAAAAGACCAGCUGAAGAAUCGAGCGAAGAACCAGCUGGAAAGAAAAACCAGCCUGUCGCAGCUAAAGUUUUUGGCUCCCCUAAACCAGCCACAGAAGUUCAGACACCUAAAUCAAUAAACGACAAUAAGAGAGAAGUUUUGGUCGAACGUGCCAAUAAACCAGGAACCCUUAGCAGUAGUUGCAGCGUGUGCAACCAGCAUGUUCACCUCGUGCAGCGCCACCUGGUGGACGGGAAGUUGUAUCACAGGAACUGCUUUAAAUGCAAGGAAUGUUCUACCAUUCUCCUCUCUGGCACCUACAAGGCUGGAAAAGAAUCGGGAACGUUCGUCUGCAAGAGCCACACCAGUGCAGUGAAACCUCCAACCACCCAGACCACACACGUCUCUGUACCUCCACAGAAAACACAGCCCACCGCAGUCAGCAGGAGCACACACUCCACCUCAACAAACCAGAACGAACCGGGUGGAGAUACAGGAAAAGCCGGUUCGAAGCCCAGCGCAUCUAUACUUGGCUGGUUGGGUAAAAAAAGUGACCCUACGCCCACCCAUGGGUCAUCUGCCACGCCUGCUCCAACAUCCAACCCCAUUCCAGCACCAAGAACAACACCAAAAACAACACCAGCGCCAGACACUACAACCACAAAAACUUCCCUUAAUAUCAACACCCCCUCAGAGUCUUCUUCACCUAUAAGCAUCAGUUUACAGAAGAACCAAGAGGCCAGAAAGAGAUUCUUUGACUCGAACACAAAUUCAAGCAGCAUCGUGCCUACAAGUAAGAACAGCCCAUCUUCCACAUCGACAUCUGUAAAGCCAGUAGGCCUUAAAACUGAGACCCCAGCAAGCAAUAAAACUUCAGCAUUUUUGAGUCCAGCAAGCAGUAAAACUUCAACAUUUUUGAGUCCAGCAAGCAGUAAAACUUCAACAUUUUUGAGUCCAGCAAGCACCAAAACGUCAACAUUUUUGAGUCCAGCAAGCACUAAAACUUCAACAUCGGUGAGUCCAGCAGGCCUUAACACAUCAACAUCUGUAAGUCCAGCAAGCACUAAAACUUCAACAUUUUUGAGUCCAGCAAGCACCAAAACUUCAACAUUUUUGAGUCCAGCAAGCACUAAAACUUCAACAUCGGUGAGUCCAGCAGGCCUUAACACAUCAACAUCUGUAAGUCCAGCAAGCACCAAAACUUCAACAUUUUUAAGUCCAGCAAGCUCCAAAACUUCAACAUUUUUGAGUCCAGCAAGCACUAAAACUUCAACAUCGGUGAGUCCAGCAGGCCUUAACAUAUCAACAUCUGUAAGUCCAGCAAGCACUAAAGCUUCAACAUUUUUGAGUCCAGCAAGCACUAAAGCUUCAACAUUUUUGAGUCCAGCAAGCACUAAAGCUUCAACAUUUUUGAGUCCAGCAAGCACUAAAACUUCAACAUCAGUGAGUCCAGCAGGUCUUAACACGCCAACAUCAGGAAUUAAAACUUCAACAUUUUUGAGUCCAGCAAGCACUAAAACUUCAACAUCUGUAAGUCCAGCAAGCACUAAAACUUCAGCAUUUGUGAGUCCAUCAGGGACUAAAACAUCAGCUUCUGUGAGUCCAGCAAGCACUAAAAUUUCAACAUCAUUGAGUUCAACAAGCACUACAACUACAACAUCGAGUUCAAAAAGCACAACAACAUCAGUGAGUCCAGCACCUGCUCCCAAUUCAGGAGCCGCACCAAGUAAAGGCAGAGUACUGUUGCGGGUGGCAGACUGGACAAAAGUGCCGGAUGAAGAUGAAGAGGUGGAGAACGAAAAGGAUAAAGCUAAAACUGUGAUCGGCAAGAUGGUGACUGGGAACAAAAAUUAUAGCAGUUCAACACAGGGUCCAACUGGGCUGAAAGCCAAUGGCGGUAACAUUUCCCCCCCGGAUUCGGGUGUGAAAGGCCCCUCGGGUAAGGUGCGCCUGAAACAACUGGAUGUCGUGGAGGAAACUACUGCCCCCGCAGGUGGAACAUCAUCCUGGAUUAAAGACAAAAACUCAUCCAGGCCUGUAAGCCCGCUGUCGUCCAACAGCAAGGAAAAUAAUGCCACACCAUCCGACUGGAGAUCCAUGCUUAAACCUGUUUCAAAACCUGGCAACACUACUGAAAGCAGUGCUAGUCCUAGCAAAAGGCCAGAGGCUGCUUCCUCCCCACGGGUAACAGGUGGGGGAAUCUCCCAGACGUCUGGGUCUGCUCAUUUUUCUACGACUGUCUCCAUCCAAAUCAACAACCCUAAAUCAUCCUCAGCUAGCCCUCAGCUGAAAAACGGGCCUAGUGAUUCGGAGAGUGCUAGCAGUGUAUCUCCUGUUGGCCCCUCAGGGACUGAAAGUCACAAAUUGCAAAAGCCGGAUCACAUUCCCAAAGACCAGAUUCAAAAGGAACUAAAGGAAAUUGAGCUGAAUCUGAACGAGCUGGAAAAAACAGGAGUGGAAUUGGAGAAACAGCUCAGACAAUGCGAUGAGGAAGGAGAAGAGGACAUGAAUGAUUUAAUGGUGGAGUGGUUUACUCUUAUCAGAAACAAGCAAGUCUACAUAAGACGAGAGUCGGAGCUGGUCUAUGUUUCCAGGACUCAAGAUCUAGAGGAACAGCAGCCCAGUGUUGAAGCAGAACUCAGGAGACUGAUGGAGAAACCAGAGCAUUUGAAAACUUUGUGGGAUCGUAAACGAGAGGAGGAGCUGAUGGCCAAAUUGGUGGAGAUCGUGAACGACCGAAAUGCUAUUGUAGAGGGGCUGGAUGAGGACAGACUGAGGGAGGUAGAGGAAGAUGAGCAGUUGAAUAUGAUGAUCCAGACACUUGAUAUAAAGAAAGAGGAGAAGAAAGUCAAGAGAAAACCAUCUAUAUCUCAGUGGUUCAGGAAAAGUAAAAAGCAGCCCGUGGAAGAUGGAUCCUCAUGAAGGGGUGUGCGUGCGUUUCUGUGUGUUUUUCUCGGACACUGAAACUUUCUGCCGAUAGUCAUUAGCAGUUCAGUUCUGAGGUCGAAAUCUAAAUUGCAGUCACACGUGUGUAACAAAUGGUAUUUCUGAGACCGCACGUGUUGCGGAGCCGCAUGUCAUUAUAUAUUUUCGCACUCGUUUCUCACAUGCUUUUGCACAUUUAUCGUGGCUUUGUUUGUGGGUGUGAUUCGUGCAUUUGUUAGCAAAAGUUUUGCACUUGGAAUGAUGUUGAUUGUAGCUCUCAGUCGGUGGUGUUUAAUCAGGGACUCAAUAAUGAGAGAAAAAUCUCAAGUCGUCGAUUCAUAUUGAAUUAAAGUUCGAACACGGACAAGUUUUUGGUCCAGACUUAGUUUUUUACUCUUUUUAUUAGAAAAUUUUAGUUUUUUCAUAUUUUAAUAAUUAUCCAAAUACACUUGCAGUAUGCUCACUCAGCAGUAGGGGGCAGACAACCACUGAGUUUAUUCAGCAUGUGAUUUCUAAACAGACUGUACAGUAAGUGAUUUGAUUUGAUGGGGUUACAAGAUUUUCUUUUUGCAAUGAAUAUAGAUUAAAGCAAAAUUGCUGAAAGUAUUGCAAAUGCUUUAGUUUUUAUUUUCUCUGCAUUUAAACAAAGCUGUUUUAAAUACUGUUAAUGCAUCUGUCCUAUAAACAGAUGCUGAACAAUGUUUUUAAUUUAUGCUAGAAGACUCCAGUUUUUUACACAUUUAAAUGCAUAUGUUUUACAAUAAAUGUUAUCAAAUCCAA